UUGUAUGGUUUAAUGGCGACAUUUGUUGGCAAUCUUUUAAACAGAAAAUUGAAGCUAUUUAUCUGGCUGAAGUAAAGCUCAAUAAUAUUAAUGAAUACAAGUAGUUCCUAGUUAAAUGUAGGGCGUUCUUAAGUUUUAUUUAGUUGGACUUAUAUUUCUCUUCAUCUAUAUUGUCAAGUAGUAAUCUAUUAUGGCUGAGUAUUUGGCGGCUAUAUUUGGUACCGAAAAGGACAAAGUUAACUGCUCCUUUUACUUUAAAAUAGGAGCCUGUCGACAUGGGGACAGGUGUUCCCGUAUUCACAAUAAACCUACUUUCUCUCAAACUGUAUUGUUGCAAAAUUUGUAUGUGAACCCCCAGAACUCCGCCAAAUCUGCAGACGGGAGUCACUUGGUGGUAGCAAAUGUAUCUGAUGAAGAGAUGCAGGAGCACUACGACAAUUUCUUUGAAGAUGUUUUUGUUGAGUGCGAAGAUAAAUAUGGAGAAAUUGAGGAGAUGAAUGUUUGUGACAAUCUUGGGGAUCACCUAGUUGGAAAUGUUUAUAUUAAGUUUCGCAGAGAAGAAGAUGCAGAGAAGGCUGUUAACGACCUCAACAACCGUUGGUUCGGUGGGCGGCCAGUUUACGCUGAACUGUCGCCUGUCACAGACUUCCGUGAGGCGUGCUGCCGCCAAUACGAAAUGGGGGAGUGCACAAGGAGUGGAUUCUGCAACUUUAUGCACCUUAAACCUAUUUCCAGAGAACUGAGAAGGUACCUUUAUGCCCGUCGUAAGGGUGGUCGUAAGUCGCGCAGUCGAUCACGCGAGCGUCGCCGUCGUUCGCGCUCAAGGGAACGGCGCGGCCGCGAGCCGCCGCGAAACUCACGUUCCGGACGAUACUAAUCUUACACUAAUGGUGAACACACAUCACAGCACCGGCCGUACUGGUGACGACAUUCGAAUUUUCAGUAUCUGAUAUAGCAUGCGUUGCGUUCGCCGGUUCUGCUGUAAUGUGCGAUUAGCUCUAUUUACACUUGCGUGCCCAGAAAAGGUAUAGGUUUUAUUUUUAUUAUUUGUUCAUAUGUUUAGUUCCACUUCAAGAACCCUUAACCAAUAUUAUCGUUUGGUGUACAAUGAUACGCGUUAAGUGAAUUUGCAUUCCGGUACUAUACUCUGUAAGACUAUUAUCCACAUUCGUCAAUGCCUGUUUCAUUAUAAUCCAUAUCACUAUGACAUUAAAGGUGAAAGUGGACUAACCCUGGUGUUAAAAAGCUGAAAAACAUACUGCAAUACAUAAAAAGCAGAGCUAUUAAACAAUAUUAAAGUUUUUUUCUAUAUUAAAGUCAUUUAAAUUGGUAGUAGAAAGUCAAGUUUCAGACAGAUUAAUCAAUAUAUUAUUAAAUUAAUGAGUAUAUGUACUUUGGUGCAAAAAAGAACAACACUCAUGCUUAAACUAUAAUACACUAAUUGUGUGCAAAAGCAUUAUCAUUAUAAACACAAUUAUGUGAUGUGUUACCUAGUUUUUAUACAACCAUUUAAAAAAAAUGCAUUCCUGACAGGUCAGUAUUGAAUCGUCAAUGUAAUUUUGAACGCGUGUUGCUUAACAAAUAUGUAUUUAUAUUGUUUGUUAUAAGUUUUUAGAUUUGCUGCUAAUGAUUAGCAAUAAUAAUGAAAUAAUAAUUAUAUCAACUCAAUAAUUUCAAUUUAAAUAAAUUUAAAAUUAGAAAAUCUUUUUUAAUAUUCAUACUUCACUGUAAUAAGGUUAUUUCAACUGUCCAUUGUUGCUUUAUAUGACCAAAAGGUCAGGAACACAUUGUUUCACCAGCCGGUUUAAAAUAAAAACAAAUGAUACUACAUAAUAGUUUACGUGACUACAUAGAGUUAUCGUUAUAUAUAAAAUAAUUAUCUAAUAGAGUACUGUAUAGUUUAGUGCUCUAUUAGAUCUAGCUCAUGUUUCCUGUAAAAUACAAUAAAUAUAAAUCGCUUAAUAUUGUAUAAAAACAUGGCUUAAGAAUGGUUAGUGUUCCGAUUAAUGGGUAUGAGAAACUGCUUUUACACUACACUUUUCAUUUCCCGUAACUGAGUAAAGUUUUGGAUAUGAAUUAUCUGCAUAUCAGCUUUAAUCUUUAAUCUUGUUAACACGCAAGCUCAGAAAUAUUUGGUGUAUUUAAUUAAAAAAGUAAAUCCGUAAAAGGUACUUUGACAUUACUUUUGAGCAGUGGCGUGCACUUCAUAAAGGCACAAAAGCACUGUCUACACUAAAAUUUAUAUAUAACUCGUAUAAGAGGAGGAUUUUUGCUGUUUUAUGGAAUUUUCCUGCUUUAUGCAUACCCUGGUAGGAAAACUAGUGCACGCCACUGCUUCAGAGGUGUUUAAAUCUCUAAUAAGCACCUUGACUUUGGGGUUAAACAUAACUUUUUGGAGCAUAAAGUAAACCUAUGUGACUAACAUAGUACAGUGUUUGAACUGGAUGCUGAUGCUCUGUUACUGUUAUCAGAUCUUGCAUUCUUAAUUCCUAAGGAUUUUAUAUAAGAUGUAUAGAUAGUACGUCACGAUAAUUCCGUCAGUUUUGUACUAGAUGUGUAAAACGAAACAGUUUGUUUCUAUUUCUUUUAAGGUCGCGCAAGAAUUAAAAUUAAAUAUACUUUUCUAUGCGCUUUUGCGUUUUUCUUUACUGGUCACUAUUCCUCAAAAAACGGAUUUUAACUUUUAAUUUAUAUUUUCUUCCUUCGAUCUUAUAACAACAGUGGCUACUUCCUCCGAAUGCCACAAUCAAUUCAAAUUCAGAAAUGAUUUUUUCAUGUAGAGAUAUGGCAGGCACUAAUGAAGCGUUCAUAUACAUAUAAUAUGUUACCAUUAAUGUUAGGUGAUAGUAAUAACUGCAUUCGUUAACUUAAAACUAAAGCUCCCUUAGCUUUAUUUUUAAGUUCCAAAUGCGCCCUUGUCUAAGGCGCCCACAUUAAAAUUAGCCGGAGUAACAAACUUAGCUUAUAAGGUUCGGCUGAAAGAAGAUUGGUCGGAAGAUUAAACAUUAACAGAUUAUUAUUAUUUAUCCGACAUGAUAAUAAUUAUUAAAAAAUCGAUCAAUGAACUUUAUUAUAUAUGCCUCUGUACCGAUAUUUAGUAACUUUAAUAGCUCUAAAAUAAUUUCAUAGGUUAUAAACUUAUUAGGUUUCUAAACUAUGAAAGAUUUCAGUGUUACAUCUUUAAUAAAUAGUGGAUUAGGUGACCAUGACAUACACAGACAGACAAACAUGGCGAUACUUUAAGAGUUUCUUGCUUUAACUUUAACUUGCUUUAAAUCCUAUAGUAUGAUAUAUUAUGCAGUUUUGUUUAAUAUAAACUAAUCUCCUUUCCUAUUAUGGUAAACACGAUAAUGUUCAAGAAAUAUAUAUUACUAUAUAGAAUUUCGAUGUAUUAUCGAUGUAGAAUAUUUUUUUUGUUUGAUUAGUAGUACGUAUGUAUUGUUUUGGAUUUUAUUAACUCAUUAUAUAUACUCUGGCCGCGCGUCCCGCUAUUUGCGUGGAUCCCUACUUUCCGAAUAAUUUGUGUUAUAAAAGCGAAAGUUACACUGUGAAAGAAGGAGAAACAAACAAAUUCACUUUCGCAUUCAUGGUAUUUAAAUAGGUUUUUUGAGAUUAAUUAUUAUUAUUACUAACUGUAUAAAUAAUUCCACUCACACUAGUUUAAACUAGGCUAUUAAACCCUUUUUACGGUACCUAUUGCUGUAUUUUAAUAAUAAGAAAAUGUAUUGUAUGGCAUUUACAAUAAGAACUCAUUUCUAUACA
This is a messenger RNA of Pararge aegeria (speckled wood butterfly), 3762 nucleotides long. RefSeq names its product splicing factor U2af 38 kDa subunit (gene U2af38). Gene Ontology annotation, cellular component: U2AF complex; spliceosomal complex. Bases 191 to 877 code for a protein of 228 amino acids. The record is from RefSeq and is a predicted model, not a curated record. The transcript is spliced from 5 exons. Gene Ontology annotation, molecular function: pre-mRNA 3'-splice site binding; metal ion binding. Gene Ontology annotation, biological process: mRNA splicing, via spliceosome. Lineage: Eukaryota; Metazoa; Arthropoda; Insecta; Lepidoptera; Nymphalidae.